Molecule: messenger RNA, 600 nt
Organism: Cydia pomonella (codling moth)
Lineage: Eukaryota; Metazoa; Arthropoda; Insecta; Lepidoptera; Tortricidae
Exons: 2
Coding region: 1-600 (199 amino acids)
Source: RefSeq, a predicted model, not a curated record
AUGUGGGGUGAGGCAGGGGGACUGUCCUCUCCUCGCCUUUUCAACCUAUAUAUAAACGACCUUCUCGAGGAGCUCAGCAGCUCCGGCGUCGGCUGUUCUAUAGAUGGAAAGUUUGUUAAUAAUAUCAGUUACGCCGACGACAUGGUGCUGUUGUGUCCCUCGGUAAGGGCUCUUCAGAUGUUAGUGGAUAUCUGUGAGAGGUACGCGGCGGCCCAUGGACUAAGGUACAACGUUAAAAAAAGUGAAAUUCUCGUUUUCAAGGCUGGGACUAAAAAACUGGGAGCAGUCCCACCAGUAAAACUGCUUGGAAUCCCCUUGAACAAGGUCACCAAGUUUAAGUACCUUGGUCACUGGGUUACCGAGACCCUCUCCGAUGACACAGACAUCGAGCACUUUUUACACCUGCAGCCUAUGGACCAACUACACUCGAAAAACCAUCAAAGCCUAAGAGUCCAGUACAAUAACGCCUUCACUGCUGUUGGGGCUGCCUCGCUGGUGCAGUGCGUCACGCAUGUUUCUAGAGGCCAACAGGGAUGGCUUUACAACAAUACUGCGGAAACGUGUUGCCUCCCUGAUGCGCAGAGUACGAGAGAGUACUAA